AUGGGACAAUCCCCACCCACACGAGCAGCGAGCAUCAGCGCGCUCCUCGCUGGCCCACUGCCCAGCGUCAUCGUCACCCCGCCCACGCCGCGCCCGCUCCUCGCCAGCCUGGACGACUACUUCGCCCCCACUGGGCCAGAGUACGACCCCGACCUGCUCGGCUACGGGCUCGUCUACCCCCGCCCGCAGGACACACAGGUGCGCAUCCGCGCCCAGCGCCGCCGGAGAGCAGCACCACCCACACGCGACCUCGACGACCUGUGUACCGCGCAGAUUCCUGGUCUGAUGGCCACGGCCGUCGCGCUCGGCUUGCCCUUCCCAGCCAGCAUACGCUCCUUUAGCAAACCCCGCACGCGCUCCCACCUCGGCAUGUUCCUCACCCUGCUCUUCUUCACGGUCGUCGUGUCCGCCGUGCUGCAUACCCAGGUCGACACGCGCGUCGUCGGCAUCACGAUGCCGUCCCACCAGCACAAGCACGACUACGAGUCCCUCGUCGUCGAUCUCCCACCACGGCGUGUGGUCAAGCUCGAACAUGUUAUAGAGGCCGGCGCAUUCCACUAG
Vanrija pseudolonga is the source of this 561-nucleotide messenger RNA. RefSeq lists its product as uncharacterized. Lineage: Eukaryota; Fungi; Basidiomycota; Tremellomycetes; Trichosporonales; Trichosporonaceae. Bases 1 to 561 code for a protein of 186 amino acids. The record is from RefSeq and is a predicted model, not a curated record. The transcript has a single exon.